AUGUCGGCCACUUAUCCAGAGCGGCGGCCAUACGCCACCACAGUACCGCAUAGUGGUUAUCUUUCCAAGCCUACGCUGCCGCCCGUCGAGGCACUUCGUAUCCUCAGCAGCACUGUUGGCAUUGACCUGCCGCGUAGCGUUCGCCACAGUGCGAACACUCUCCUGCGGCGCUCCCCGACACCAAGAAGUGUAUCACCGACUCGCGGUGUGCAACUCUUUAAGCCGCCUACGCUUGAGACCGCCACACCUUUCGAGUUCCAGGAGAAGGACUACCACAAGUCUCAGCAAUCUGUGCUUAACGUGCAGCUAAGCAACGCGGUAGAGGAACUCUUCAAGGUGUGGCGUGUGAAGGUGAGGGAUUUAAUGCACUAUCUCGAUUCCUUUCCGUGUGAAGCAGGCCACUCAUUUUCACGAACAAACGGCGCACUGAGCUCCUUCUUUGAAGGCUACCGCACCACUGACAUCACUCCGAUGACGGCCCAUCAGCUUGUGAACGACUUUAAGCUUUGUACCUCGGUAUCGAUGCUUGACGAAAUUCAGAACAGCCCCGAAGUCUUGGGAGAUCAGGUUCGUGCUGCGCUCGAUGCGCUGCUGAAUGCAAAGCAUUUCCUCGCGCCACUUGAGAACUUUGUGGACCGGCUGGAGCCCAUAGCAGCGUUCGCGCUGCCCGACAAGCGACCAGAGUGCUUAGACGGCACCCGCGGCCCGGUAUGGCCAAGCAAGGUGGCCGUUGCCCUUCACGAGAAGUUUCACUACGACCCCUCAGAGUAUGUUCUUGCUGAGCUCCGGAAGAGUGACCAACCGAUAGAACGGCUGGAAAACCGCGUGCUGCAGGUGAAGGAAAGGAAGGAGGAUGCAAUCGAUCGUGAGAUACCGGGAGAUGCACUCAACUACCUCACUACGCAGGUGGACCUCAGUAAUGACCUCCUCUUGAUGAAUAAAGCCCGUAUGGAGUUGGUGUAUCUACACGGCAAGGACAUACAGGAGAUGAAGAGGAUGCUGGAAGAUCUCAUUGUGGAUGCGCGACACAGCGUAGAGUUAUUGAAGGGGCGUGUGGAGCGUGACAUGCCGUUGGUAAAGAAGGACAUCGACGGUGUUUAUCAGGAUGUAGAGAAUACUCAGAAGCACAUUAAGGACUUAGAUCAAAAGAACGCUGAGGCAAACAAAGCCGCCCACGAGGCGUACUCAAAGCUGAACGACACAGAGGUUGAGCUGUGGGUCCUGUUAACAGACACGAUACGCAAGUUGGUAGACAUUGCUGGUGAGAAGGAAGCAUUUGUCCGCAACGAAAUGCGCCUCCGUGAGCUCCGAGGUCGAGAUAUGGCAAUUGCCGAGGAGCUACUCGCCGCACAGCAAAGCUACUUUUCUCGCCUUCGCAAGAGUGAGGACGUACUUAAGAGGUGGGAGAACGCAGCGGAGACGUAUGAAGCCUACGUGCAGGCGUACGUGCCAACUCUGUUGAAGAAGAUCCACGACGCUGAGGAGGCCGACAAGGAUUUGUACAAUCGUGAGGCACAAAACUAUGUCCGACGGUACGAGAUGUUCGAGUACGCCGUGGAAGAGGGCCGCGCGACCCGCAGCGUUCAUGUGGAUCGUCUACAGACAUUACAGCGGUCGAAAUUGUUGGAUGUGGAGCGGGCAUUGUCGACCCUCGACCCCUUCGCAGACAAGUACCGAAAGGAGCUUGAUGAGGCUCAAGCGCAGCUGGACGAAGGUUUGGCAUUCAUCCAGCUUGUCGAAAACCUUGCCAAGGAGCGUCGCGGGGAGGUGGAACCGAUUCUGCAGCACGUCAUCUCGUAUAACCGCACACUGCAGACCAAAACAUUGGAGAUUGAAGCCGAGGCUGAAGCACAGGCGCUGCUGCUGCGUGAUGGACCUGCAACGGAGGGCGCUCCAUCCACGAUGAACACUGUGGACGCCAAGGUGGACACAAGCCUUCUGCAGAGCGCACGUGGAAGCAGCGGCAAGCGUCCCGCAACGGCAGCAGUUUCCGAAGUAACGCACUUCUGCGAUGCCCCACCAACGUCGGCUGCACUAAGACUGCGCAGUGUUGUUGAUGCCAAUAACAUGAUGUGCACCGUUUCGCACCCGCAUGUCAUGGCGCGCACUGUUGGAAUUAAUCAUGAGGAGGCCUUCCUCGAGAAGUACCGUCGCUUCACAGAUGAGGAACAGGUGGCUGUGGAGGGCGUGGCCGGUCGUGUUCGGCAGUCAAACACCAGUUUGGAGAUGCUCGGUGAGAAGUACAACAAUAAGGAUUACAUCCGAAUGUUGCUUCUGAGCCCAGGGGCGAAACAAAGCAACAGCGCAACCGAGGCUGCUGUAGAGGAGUGCGCAUAA
Molecule: messenger RNA, 2337 nt
Organism: Trypanosoma brucei brucei TREU927
Lineage: Eukaryota; Euglenozoa; Kinetoplastea; Trypanosomatida; Trypanosomatidae
Exons: 1
Coding region: 1-2337 (778 amino acids)
Cellular component (GO): motile cilium
Molecular function (GO): calmodulin binding
Source: RefSeq, a predicted model, not a curated record